Molecule: messenger RNA, 3071 nt
Organism: Anopheles bellator
Lineage: Eukaryota; Metazoa; Arthropoda; Insecta; Diptera; Culicidae
Gene: Pak
Product: serine/threonine-protein kinase Pak
Exons: 9
Coding region: 195-2327 (710 amino acids)
Biological process (GO): regulation of axonogenesis; regulation of MAPK cascade; intracellular signal transduction
Cellular component (GO): cytoplasm
Molecular function (GO): protein serine/threonine kinase activity; ATP binding
Source: RefSeq, a predicted model, not a curated record
UACGUCCGCCGCACCAACAGUCCCACGCGAAACGGGAGUCUAAUUGUCUGGCAGCCAGUUAUCUGCAGUGUCAACUGACGUAUAUCCUGUGGCGAAAACGGUGCGGUGCCGAAAUCUUCUCCGAAGCUUAUCGCAACGAUCGCGGCACUGUCGUCGCCUCCGUACGUUCUCGCAAGCCAAGCCGAACCUGAAGAAUGUCCAGCGAAGAGGAUAAACCUCCGGCACCGCCGGUCCGGUUGACGAGCAACCGGGGUGGCGGAGCCGGGGGUCCCGGCGGUGGCGACCGGAUCGACGGAGUGGCUCCGGUCGAUAUGAAACCAUUGCCAAAAGAACCGGACGAUGCGGACCGGAAGAAGAAAACGCUCAAGAGCAAGAUCAAAGUAUCGAAGGCGUCGCACAACGACUCGAAGCCGAAUAUAUCCUAUCCGACCAACUUCGAGCACACGGUCCACGUGGGCUUCGACGCCAUUACCGGUGAAUUUACGCUGCCUUUGAGAGGUAUGCCAGAGCAAUGGGCGCUGAUGCUGAAGAACUCGAACAUUAGCAAGCAGGAGCAGAAGAAAAAUCCGCAGGCCGUGCUGGACGUGCUGAACUUCUUCGACAACAGCAGCAAGCAGCGGCCGAGCUCGAAAUAUAUGACCCAUGGGCUGCACACGACAACGCACUCGGCAUCGUCCAUAGGGUCGUCGCUGAGCCGGGUGAGCAGCAGCAGUCCGAGCAGUACGCCGACCGACUCGGAGUCGCACGGUGGGCCCGGGGCGCAGAUCAUCUCCAGCAGCCACUCGCAGGCCUACAGCCUUGGGCUGUCGUCGCACAACUCCGCCGGUGACCACGACAGCGACGAGCUGGGCAUCCUCAGUGGCAGCGCGAGCGGCAGCAUCAGCGGCAACAACGGCAUUCCACCGCCCAUCGCCAGCCGCCCGGAGCGGACCAAAUCGAUCUACACGCGGCCAAUCGAUGAUCCGAUCUCACCGCCCAUCCCGCCACACCUGAGUGCGGGAGCGGUCACGCACUCGUCGGUGGCGCCCCCCGGUGCCAUCCGCAGCCCGACGCAGUUCGACAAGAACAAGAACUCGGUCAACUCGGCGGCGUCCGCGCAAACGAUCAGCGGCCUAGCGGCGGCGGCCGCGGCCCAGACCCCGUCGUCGGGCGGCCAACAGCACCAUCUGCACCACCACCACCAACACCAACACCAAGGUAACGCCUCCUCCGCUUGCGCUUCUACCACCACCGACCACGCUUCCGGCAACCAUUCGGCGGCAGCGAACAACGGUGUCAAUGUCAAUGUGGUGGUGUCGACGGUGGCUCCCGGUGCCGCCAACAAUGGUACGAUCGGACCGCCGGACACCGGGGCAGCGACGAUGGCCGGUGGCAACACCACGACGACGACGGCGGCGGCCCAGCAGCGGGCGGCCAACCUCAAGAAGAAGAAAAUGUCCGACGAAGAGAUCCUGGAGAAGCUGCGCACGAUCGUGAGCGUGGGCGACCCGAAGCGGAAGUACAACAAGAUGGAGAAGAUCGGGCAGGGCGCCUCCGGGACGGUCUAUACCGCGAUCGAGAGCUCGACCGGCAUGGAGGUGGCGAUCAAGCAGAUGAACCUGAGCCAGCAGCCGAAGAAGGAGCUGAUCAUCAACGAGAUCCUGGUGAUGCGGGAGAACAAGCACCCGAACGUGGUCAACUACCUCGACAGCUACCUGGUGUCGGAGGAGCUGUGGGUCGUGAUGGAGUACCUGCCGGGCGGUUCGCUCACCGACGUCGUCACCGAGACGUGCAUGGACGAGGGCCAGAUAGCGGCCGUCUGCCGGGAGGUGCUGCAGGCGCUCGAGUUCCUGCACAGCAACCAGGUCAUCCACCGGGACAUCAAGAGCGACAACAUACUGCUCGGCAUGGACGGGAGCGUCAAGCUGACCGACUUUGGCUUCUGCGCCCAGAUCUCGCCCGAGCAGUCGAAGCGCACCACCAUGGUCGGCACCCCGUACUGGAUGGCCCCGGAGGUGGUCACCCGGAAGCAGUACGGCCCGAAGGUUGACCUCUGGUCGCUCGGCAUCAUGGCGAUCGAGAUGAUCGAGGGGGAACCGCCGUACCUCAACGAGAACCCGCUGCGGGCACUGUAUCUGAUCGCGACCCAUGGCAAGCCCGAGAUCAAGGAGAAGGAAAAGCUGAGCACCGUCUUUCAGGACUUUCUCGACCAGUGCCUCGAGGUGGACGUCGACCAGCGGGCCACGGCCUACGAGCUGCUCCGGCAUCCGUUCCUGAAGCUGGCGCGACCACUCGCCAGCCUAACGCCGCUCAUCAUGGCCGCCAAGGAAGCGACGAAGGGCCACUGAAAGCGGGAGGACGUCGUGCCACCAUCGGGACCGGCCACCGUUGGGACCACCGACGACCAAGAGGCUGCCAGCAGCACCGGUGACCACAGCAGGGAGGAGGGCAGCGGCGACUGCGCCAGCGCCAGCACCAGCCGCCGUCGCACAGACACACGUGAUAAACCCAGUAUAGCCAUCGUGGUGCCGUCGUCGCCGCUGUCGUCGCCACCGUCGUCGUCGUCGUCGCCGCCGUCCAUCGACAACAGCCGCUAAGCAAUUGGAGGCGGGCCAGCAUCGACGGCCCCGCCAUCCACCGGUUCCUUAGCUUUGCUUCUUAAAGAAGGAAACGAAACCAGAGCUGGUCAGAGCAGAGUCGUGCGCAAGAAACUCUCUCUCUAGGGAGGCAGGGAGGGACAGGAAGCGAGAGUAUGGGAAAACGGAAACGCCCGUGUUUGGGAGAUAAGGCUAAAGAGGGCAGCACAUUGCAAGUAAGCAGUAGGUAACAAUUGCAUAGUCAAGCAAACAAAACCUUGAAGUGUUUUACGGUUGGCGUUAGAGUUUAAGGCGACUAAUGUUUACAGUACAUCGGGCCAACGAAUCGAGCCGGAUCGAGCAGGAACGCGCCCGUGGAUCACAAUAAGAUGAUCAGGUGGCGAACGAUCGUCAUGAUAAUAAUUGCUAGGAGAUAAGUUAGGCAUGGGUGCCCAGGCAGUGCCGAAUGCGUGUGUGUCUGAAAGAGAGCGUGUCUCUGUGUGUAUGUUGGCGGGC